Oenanthe melanoleuca is the source of this 4176-nucleotide messenger RNA. Its product is annotated as mas-related G-protein coupled receptor member H-like. Lineage: Eukaryota; Metazoa; Chordata; Aves; Passeriformes; Muscicapidae. The record is from RefSeq and is a predicted model, not a curated record. The transcript has 3 exons. Gene Ontology annotation, molecular function: G protein-coupled receptor activity. Gene Ontology annotation, biological process: G protein-coupled receptor signaling pathway. Bases 2276 to 3196 code for a protein of 306 amino acids. Gene Ontology annotation, cellular component: membrane.
GCCUGUGCCUCACACAGCAUCUUCUUACCUUAUCUGUCCCUUGCACAACUGCAUGUCCCUACCCUCCUCACAGCACAGCCAGCAGGCUCCAUCCCAAACUGCAGCAGACUCUCAAGCUCUAACUCAAACUGCAACUAGCAGCCAGCUAUACCACUCUUAUAACACCCAAACUCAUUGGGCAGGCACAGAUCUCUCCACUCUCAGUAAUCAGUACAGCUGUAAUUCACUGGGAGAGAUUGCCUUCUGGACUAUCCUUUCAACCUAUCUUCCCACAAAUUGCCCCUUUUUUAUUUAAGGUAAAUUGCCAUUAUGAUAUGUCCACAUAUUUCACCUCAGACUAACACUUAUACAAUUGUUUGCAAUAAGGACAUGUUGACAUUUUUCACUUCAGACUACAGUUAUAAAAUUGUUUGGGCAACACAUUACAAUAAGGACAUAUACUUCAAAUCCUAGUUCUUAAAUAUUCCAAGUAGUUUUCCUAGUUUUGCUUUAUGGCUGUUUCUUUCACCAAGUUCUUAUAUAAGAGAUAGCUGCCUGCAUGCUGUAGAUUAUCAUAGGGUUUUUUUAGAUUGAUCAGAUAUUUACCUUUCCUCAGAGCCAAGAGUUUUUUCUUAUUACUUAAGUUGCUCCUCACGUAUAACCAAAUUAUUCCAAUUUCAUUACCCACAGUGAAUGUUUAUAGUAGCAUAACAACCACAUAAAUACUUCAGUUGUACCUUUUUCAGCUUUGUUGCUUUUGUGAAGUUGCUUUAAUGAACUCCUGUCUGGGAGAAACAUAUUUUGACUUGGCCCUUAAUUCAGCCUUUUUGGGGACACAGAAGCAGCUCAAGCAGGCUCUACUUCAGGGACAGGCACAUUCUCAAGCUGAACCUCAUUUUUCUGUUCUUCCCCAUUAACUUCAAUUCCUUACUUUGAUUCCUCUUUUGCCUCCUGCACUGUUUCCAUUCCUUUAAAGUCUCAUAGGGUAAUUUCCAGGUGGUAACCAAAUUUGUAGCUGCCUUGUCCCCUUUGGAUGCCACAUCCCACAGUCUUUCCCUAACUUCUUUCCAUACUCUAGCACUAAAGGCAGUACUUGCAUCUUUUUUUUAACACCUUUUUUUCUUUUUUUCCCCAAAGUUUUUCAUAUAGAUAAAACAGUCUGUUCCCAGUGGCUCACCUGAAUAACCAUCCCUCCAGGUGCCAAAAUCAAUCAGGUCCAGACCAGCAGCUUCCCUGCUGGUCUCAGCUUCACUGGGCUCCAUCUCUGGCUGUACCUCACCCUACAGCACAAGUCCUGAUCAUUACUUUGGAGUCACCACUAUGUAGUAAUUAUGUCAGGAUAGACUGGACUGGCAUCACCACCAGUCACUUAUUAAAAACUUUUCCUGCCUUCUCUCAGUGGACUUCACUCAGACAACUCCACACAUUACUGACUCUUUUUCUUACAGGCUGCUCCCCACAGGUCUGAUACCUUUUUUCUUUUUCACAAUUUCCCUUCAACAUGACUAGCUAACCCAAAUCUGUACCUUACCCAGCCACCUGACCCUGUCUGUCCCUCACACAGCAUCUUCCUACCUUACCAGUCCCUUCUGUGACCACUUACCUGCUCACAGUGCAGCCAACAAACACUGAGACCCACACACUAACUACAACUAGUGGCCAGAUAACCCACUCUUUUAUAAAAUAACCAGCCUCAUUGAGCAGGCAAGGCUGUUUCACCUUCCUGGUAAUCAGUACAGCUGUAAUUCAUUUGGAAAGAUUGCUUUCUGCACUAAACUUAAGACCUAACUUCCCACACAGAGAGAGUGCAACUCUAACAUAGCCAGAGUGGUAAAACCAUUUCUGCUUGCCCUAUAACCCCACCAUGCCUUGGGGACCAACAGCGGGACAGGGCACAGGGAGAUCCAGCAGGAUGGGAAUUGAGAGCUCCUGGUGAUCUGAGUACUUUCUCCUUCAUGUCACUGACCUGGGAGGAGCUGCUUUAGGACAUGGAUCCCAAAGAAGCAAGAGGUACCAGGAAGCACUGCUGAUCUGCACAGACCCCCUGUGCCUGCUGCUGCCCCACACUAAUUAGGGACCUAGGAGGAACUUCUUCUGGACAUAGAUCCCAAAGGAGCAAGAGGUACCAGGAAGCACCGCUGAUCUGCACAGACCCCCUUUACCUGCUGCUGCCCCACAGUGAACAGGGAGCUGCUCAGGAGCCCCAUGGUCCAUCCGUGGAUUCUCCAACCACUGACUCCCAUCCACUCUGACCACAGCCAGGAGCCACAUCCCACUGCCUGCCCAAUGUCCAUCCAUGGAGGUGACCACCGUGUCCCCAUCUCCUGCCUCACCCACUGAAGGAGAUGAUCUUUGUGAGACAGAUGUCACUGAUGUGGCCAUACACAGUGUGACACUGCUCAUCUGCCUCUGUGGGCUGGCUGGGAACGGGGCUUUCCUCUGGUUCCUCAGACCGACAGCCCGGAAUUCUGAGAUCUUUGACUUGGUUGUCGCUGACUUCCUCUUCCUUCUCUUCGUGGUGCCCUCUGCCUUCCUCUUCCUGGUGGAGGACAUGUCCUGCUCUCCUGUCAUGCCCCUGACGUACGUGAGCUUCCUUUUCCAGCUGUCAAUGCUCUCCUUCUACUGGGGCCUGUACCGGCUGACGUGGCUCAGCGAUCCGUUUGAUGUGUUCGAACUAUGCGUGCUCUACUGCCGCUGCAAUCCUCCUGAGCGCCUGCUGUGGGUGGUGAUCAGUGUCCGAGACUGGGCCUUCUUUGCUCUCUUCACUGUCAUUCCCACUCUGGCAUCCCUGUGCCCAUCCCACGAGCAGGAGCAGUGCAGGGCAGCUCUCAUCUCCAUCUACACCAUCAUCCUGCUCCUCUUUGUUGUCCCCAUGUUCAUAUCCCGCACAAUUGACAUCAUCAAGGCCACUUGUGGCUCUAAGAAACAGCAAGACAAGAAGCGACACAUCACUAUCUCCGUUGUUGUGUUCUUAACUAUCCUCCUCAGCAUGUGGAAUUUCCUGCAGCAGCUUGGAUAUUUCCUAGUGCCCACCCAGGUUGUUUUCCUGUUCAACUGCAUCCACAGCAGCAUCAAACCCUUCAUCUACUUCUUGGCAGGGAGGUGCUGGAGUCCCUGCUCCAUGGAGUCCCUCCAGCUCUCCCUCCAGAGGGUCUUUGAGGAGAAGAAAGAAAAAACUGCCUGUAGAAAUGAUGCCAACACAGAUACUGUGGUCUAAGCCUGUUGAUCCUUUCUACUGCUCUGCUGAAGGACCUCAGCACAGGUUUCCUUGAGUUGCCCGAUUAUUAAAUACCCACAGCAUCACCCUCCCUGUGCUGGUGUAUUCCUGCAGGAGUAGGGAGCAGGGGCAUUGCCAGGGGCAAUGUGGGAGGGAUGCUUUGCCAUAGAGCACAUUGGAGCAUGGCUUUCCUCCUCCCUGCUGUGCCCAGCUCUAUUCCACAUGGAAUGACCCUCAUUGCUUCAGUCCCAGGGAAUGAACUCCAUCCCCUUUGAUCAACCAGAUGAGUUUCAUGGUGUUUUGAGGGAUCUCUUGCCUGCACAGAAUGUGACAUGUUAAGGAACAGGGACACACCACCACAGGGCAGUUAUUUCCCAAAUGCCUGCUGUGCUGGUGCCUCUGGAUGGCAGGAGAGGGGUUGGGAUCACACGGAGCCUGCUUCCCCUUCUGUCCUCCAGAGCUAACCCUGCAUUCCCAGCUGAUGGGAAGAGACACCAGGUAGGACUGCAGAGAUGGGCAGGGACAGCAACAUUCCCUUGUACUUUCAGUGGAAAUUUGUCACAUUCUUUAAUUCCAGAAUUAAAUCCUUCUGAGUAAAGUGCAGGCUCCAAUGUGACCUCCCCUGAACCCUUGUGCCUGUGACCAAAAAGAGCUUUAAGCAUGGAAAUUCACAUCAGCAGAUUUUUGGACUAUUUAAUGGCACAGAAAUUUGGGGUUAUGCUGCUGUUCUGCAGAAUGGGGCCAUUCUCUGGUUCCCCUACAUCAAAGUCCAAGGAAGCCCUUGACCACCUCCAUCCUAAACCUGCCCAUCGUCAGAAGGAGCUGAACAAGGACUCUGCACAGAGCUUCAGCCAAAAUCCAUCUUUGUCAUUUUGUUAAUACCCAUGUGUCAAAUUUUGGUUUAUUUUUUUGAUGUGUUUCCACUGUGAUAAUUCUGUCCUCAGAAUUUGUUGAUUAAACAACAUCCAGGCUUCUCUGCA